This is a messenger RNA of Ceutorhynchus assimilis (cabbage seed weevil), 3398 nucleotides long. Lineage: Eukaryota; Metazoa; Arthropoda; Insecta; Coleoptera; Curculionidae. The record is from the annotation of a GenBank genome assembly.
UUAGAAUCGAUCAAAAAAUUAUGAAAUAUUUUUGUUUGGGUUUGUUUUGCUAAAUAAGAUCUAAGAAAUGUUUACCAAAAAGUUAAUGACUAAAACUCUACGUGCACCAAGUAAGCCUCAUUCAAUAUUUCGUGAAUUAUUCGCUUGCAAGGCUCAAUAUCCCUCCAAAAACCCUCAAUUAUUGGCCCAACCACUAAAUUUAAACCAGAGGCAAAUCCGAUUUUGCACCGUUGGUACAAGACAAGGUUUUUACGAUAAUGAAAAUAACUUUAUUUUUCAAAUAAUAAAUAGAUCCUCCCUAAUUGACAAUACCUUAUUAGAUAGUAGAGGAAAAAUUAUAGAUGAAAAAUCAUUUACGCUUUAUUUAAGUAAAGACUGGAGAAAAUCUAAUGCUACAGAUAUAGUUAAAGCUUUCCAGACAGUAAAACACUAUUGCAUAUCCAACGGAAUCACUGUUUCCGAUCCAAGAUUCGAUAGUCUAGUAGAUGGUCUUAUGGAUCACUGCCCCAAACUUACAGACAAUGAGCUUUUAGAACUUUUAAACUGCAUGGCCCAGUAUCCAAUGUGCCAAUCACUAACAGAACAUAAUUUUCACGAUAUGUGGAGCUGUUUGGAUGAUAUUUGUUGCUGGAAAAUGCAGGAAUGGGACAUAGAAAAGCGAUUUCAAAUUGCUGACGCCUGGUACAAAUUAAAGCUAGGAAAAUUAAUAGAUUAUAUUUUCCUUCUAUUAGAUAGGCAUGUUAAGAAAGCUGAGGUGCUCAGUAAAGAUCAAUUGGUCAGGAUAUUUUUUUAUUUUAAUAUCUGCCGCAAAAGGCCUGUGGAUUUUGAAUAUGAAUUUGCGUUGGAAAAAAAGAUACAUGAGUUGAGUAUAGAUGAAAUGGCUGUAGUUGCUUUGGGAUACUUCAAAAGUCAGAGUAAAAUUAAACCCGAACCUAUUAUAGAAGCUAUGUUAAAUGAAGUUACCAAUAAAGCUAUUGGGAUACAUGAAAUAACUUUAACUGCAAUUAUGAAGGCUGUGAGAUUCUCAUUUCCAAAAAAUUUAUUACAACAAAUAGUCAUAAUGCUGAACGCUUUAAAUCCUGAAUUAGAUAGAUUAUCUGAAACGGCUUGUCUUCAUGUAGCUUUAGUGGCUACUAGCAUUCAAACUUUUGAUGCUGACACUUUAAGGAAAUGUUCUCAAAAAUUGGUGGAACGUUUAGAGCAUACAAGAUUAAAAGAAAUUGAAAGGCUUUUGAAUGUAUUGACAAUGUUUUCAUUUGAUCCUAAUACACAACCUGAUAUUUUUGAAAUUUCAAAACAAGAGCUUCUAAAAGAAAGCAGAAUCAAUGAAAUAACUAAUCAUCCAAGACCUUUUAUAUCAGCUCUAAACUACCUUAGCCUAAAAGGAGUUUACAACUUCAAAUUAUUAAAUAGAGCUUUGGACCCUGAAUUUAUUUUUAAGAAUUUUGGAAAGAAUGCUAAAAUGAUUCCUAGAGAAUUGUUUUCAUUGGAUACCUGUAUAGACAUAGAAUGUCCUGAUUAUAAAGGAAACAGAUUAGAUACUGGUCUAAAAUAUAAAUGUGCCAAAUGGCAAACUGAGUGGGCCCCAAGCUAUGACCAAUUUAAAAAAUUAUCACCCAAAGAUAAACUCUUCCUGGACAUUAAGGAUUUAACAGAAAAAAUUGUUGGUAAUAAAGACUUUGUGAUGGUGCAGCAUGUUCUGCCACAUUUUCCAUCUCCAGAUUUAAUAAUUUGUAAAAAUACUAUCACAGGUGGUUUUGUAAAGCCUGAAGGUUUGGAUAGAUAUAUUUUGGGUGAUGUUAUGAGACCACCGAAAAAUCGUAACUUGAAAUGGUAUGCUCUUGUCGCAUUAUCUUGGAAUAAUACUAUGAGGAAUAGUUGCGAUAUUUUGGGACAUAGUGCAAUGAAAAUACGGCAUCUCGAGAAAGUGGGUUAUACUCCUGUACAGAUUAUUUGGAACCAGUACAUGUUUAUAUCCCAAGAAGAAAAGAAGAAGUACAUUUUGGAUAAAUUGAUUUAGCAAGAAAUGUUUUUGGAGAAAAAGGUGAAUAAUACAGAAAUUGAGCAAGCAGUACCAAAUUACCAAAGAAAGAUUUCAGGAGCAUAUUUGAAUCCAGCGAUAAUAAUUGAACUUCAAAUAAGAUUUUUGAUGAGAAAUACAUUUUAUAUUAUUUAUUUUUGGUAUUAUCAUUUUUGUUUACUUAUCUUCGUUUAGUACAUUUCAAAUUUUUGAAAAAAGUGGGUGUCUGAGUCUGAGCAUUAAUCGUUUUAUAAAGGUAAUCAGUCAUGAUUUGUUAAAGUUUGUUGUGAAGUUUUUCGGAAAAUCAGAACCAACUUUUCCAUCAACAAAAAGUGGUGAUGACAGUACUGACAGAUUCUUUAUUUAGAUCUGGUUUUUAUUAUUUCUGUUACAAUAUUUUGCUAAAGAUCCACGAUUUCGUGGGAAACAAACAAUAUUGGAUUCAAAAAUUUUCUUUGAGGUGUGUUGGAAAUAUUAAUUUUUUGUAAAAUUAGUGCAAAAUAUCGUAAUUUAAAUUUUACUGCUUUGGAAGAUGAAUUAUUAUUUGAAAAAGUGAACGAAAAUCCAUCAUUAUAAUGCAAAAGUUUAAAAAGCUACAAAUGAAAGACAAUAUUUGGCAAAAAUAGCAUGGGAUAUAGGAGCAAAUAAAACAGGCAUAAACUUUUAGCAACAUUAUUUACGUUCAUUGUGAACUAAUGACACACGUUUUUUUUUUAUCUGGAUGAUGUAUCUAUGAACCACUAAAAAUUAUUAGGGUAAAAAUUGAAGAGAACUGGUAACGAUGUUAUGUUGUAAAGUGUUGCCAUACAGAUUAAAUAGCACUUUACCACUCAAUUUUGGAAGCAAUAUCACAUUGGGUACUCUCAAAAAUGCGAUAAAGUAAAUUAUUGAAUAUUAUAUAAGCGGAAAAGAAAUUGUUAAAAACAGAGCAAUUUAAUAUUCAACCGAGUGUUUAACUAUCCCAUUUUUUGUAUUCCAAACCAUCUGGAGGCUUUACAGUCACUUUUUUCUGGGACACUUCAUUCCAAUUGGUGCUUAGCACUGUUCCCCCACUUUCCAUCUAGAAAUAAAAAUGGAUCUAUUUAUGAAAUUGUCCUCAAUCCUAUUGAUUGAACUAUAUGUACUUUACUUAUGUAUCAGAAUAAGAUUUAAAUAAAAAAAUAGAAAUAUGUUGGUACUUACAAAACUCUUGUUCAUAGCCAUUUUAACUUCAUCAGACCCUUUGCUGUAAAUGUCCUGGAAUAACUUAUUCAUAGCUGCUUCGCCUUCAGGUGUUUCUUGUUCUUCUUCUUUUUUGAUCUCUCUUUCAACUUUACUCCAAUCUUUCCCUUUUUUUGAAGUAGGAUAGGAUGGUGGGUGAUCAUUCUGAGUAUUGGAU